AAAUGAGCUGAACGUGACACUUCCAAUCCUUGUUUCAUACAAUACAACCUAAACUUUUAUAUCCAAAAAGAGAUACUAGGAAGGAAGAGAGGAGCCAUCAGCCAGCUAUUGAACAACUAAGAAAGAUUCUUAUGCUACCUUUUUUUCUCUUGAAAAUUACUAAUAUAUAAUGUUGAAUUGUUUACAUACCUUUGUUCACCAAUCUCUGUGAUAAGGAUAUGGGAUUUUCGAGAGGAAUAAUGGAAUUGCCACUUUUGAGCUUCAUCUUUUUGUGCAUGUUAUUUGUUGCUCCUUCUUGUAGUAGAUAUUACACGCCUCCGAGCGUCCCACGUUUGACGGAUCUCGUUCCUCGUGUCUCAACGGAUCAAUGCUUUGCUAAGAUUUUUGGGGCCUCGAAUAUCCAGCUGAGGAAUAAUGGGUCCUCUGUCGAUCUCACUCUCGACAAAGUUUCUGGUGCUGGUUUGGUCUCAAGAAACAAAUAUCAUUAUGGAUUCUUCAGUGCUUCAAUCAAGCUUCCAUCAGGUCUCACUUCAGGGGUUGUAGUGGCUUUUUAUUUGUCGAAUGCAGAUGUUUAUCCCCAUUCUCAUGAUGAGAUCGACAUAGAGCUGUUGGGGCAUGACAAGAGAAAAGAUUGGGUAAUUCAAACAAAUAUUUAUGCCAAUGGAAGCGUUAAGACUGGAAGAGAAGAGAAAUUCUACCUUUGGUUUGAUCCCAGCUUGAAGUACCAUGAUUACACCAUCAUUUGGAACAACUAUCAUACAGUGUUUCUGGUGGAUAACGUUCCAGUAAGGGAGCUGCGAAAUUCUGAAGUGUUUUAUCCAUCAAAGCCUAUGUCAGUUUUCGUCACAAUAUGGGAUGGUUCAGAAUGGGCAACUCAUGGAGGAAAAUACCCAGUUGACUACAAGCAUGCACCAUAUACAGCUUCUUUUGAAGAAAUGGAAAUCAAUGGAGGUAUAUUAACACCAAAGGCAACUGUUCCUUCAAGUUCCAAAGCCAAUGUAUCGGGCCCAGAUACCGCGGAGGGUCCAGAAUUUAUCAAGCUAUCACAGCAGCAAGUAGAUGCAAUGGAUUGGGCAAGGAGGAAGCUCAUGUUCUACUCCUACUGUAAAGAUACAUCUCGAUACAAAGUUCUACCACCUGAGUGCAAAUAGAUGUAUUUUUCGUAUUUGUACUUGUUAAGAUUCUUUCAUCAUAAAUUCUAAGUUAGGAAGAAAACAGGUAUUGUAAUCUGGUAUAGAAGAAUCAUUAGCGGACCUCCAAAGUAAGACAUGGAUGAAAAGCGAAGGAAGAUGUUUGUCUUUGUGCCUCUCUUUUGUUUUUUGCAAUUUUCUUUUUAUUUGAAAAAAGAAAGCCUUUUCCCUUUCCGUUUCCCUUUCCGUAUAUGGGGAAAUAAAGGCUCUGGCUUAUUUGGUCCAUGAGGCAAGAAAAAAAAUCACUGUCAGAGAUGCACGAACUGGAUCCCACUAGACAGAUCUAAGAAAAGGCAAAUUAACUUUAUCUAGAAAGAUGUGCCAAAGACAAUGCGAGACAUCUCACGUGGGGAUGGCAACGCCAUUUUGUUUCAGUGUUUUGGACUUCAAAGACAAAGAUGCUGAUCAAUGACUGAAGGGAGAAGCAAACCUCCACAGACGAGUUUCAUUGGGGCCGUCAAAAAGGAAGAAUUUUCCGGGCAUGACAACCUGCCAAGCUCCCUAGAGCUACUCACAAACUGCAUGGUGAUGGAAGAUCAGUUUUUAUAAUACAGCAAGAUUGAGUAUUUUGUAAGUUGCAACACUAUAUGAAUUAUAAAGAUGUCGAAUUAAUCUGGAA
Molecule: messenger RNA, 1809 nt
Organism: Cucumis sativus (cucumber)
Lineage: Eukaryota; Viridiplantae; Streptophyta; Magnoliopsida; Cucurbitales; Cucurbitaceae
Product: probable xyloglucan endotransglucosylase/hydrolase protein 33
Exons: 4
Coding region: 219-1151 (310 amino acids)
Biological process (GO): xyloglucan metabolic process; cell wall biogenesis
Cellular component (GO): cell wall; apoplast
Molecular function (GO): hydrolase activity, hydrolyzing O-glycosyl compounds; xyloglucan:xyloglucosyl transferase activity
Source: RefSeq, a predicted model, not a curated record